This is a messenger RNA of Ornithodoros turicata, 1669 nucleotides long. RefSeq lists its product as uncharacterized. Lineage: Eukaryota; Metazoa; Arthropoda; Arachnida; Ixodida; Argasidae. Bases 206 to 748 code for a protein of 180 amino acids. The transcript is spliced from 5 exons. The record is from RefSeq and is a predicted model, not a curated record.
CCGCGCAGCAGUACUCAAUAUGAAGCAGCACAAUGGGUACAGCUCCUGUACGUGGUGCCUUAUCCCAUGCAUUUAUGUGGACAAUUGUGUGCGGUAAAUAAGUAGCGAGACAGUUCAGGAAAGGACGUCAGACUUGCUAGUCCGAGAUGCGCAGCUUGCCUUGGAACUAGACACUGACAUAAAUGGUGUCAAAGGACCGACACCAAUGAUGAACCUGCCAGGAUUUGAUCUUGUUCGAGGAUGCAGCGUCGAGUACAUGCAUUCAGUGCUGCUCGGGGUGACACGUCAGAUCAAUGAUCACCUCUUUGGUUCAUCCCACUCACUGCAGCGCUAUUACAUAGGCUCUCGUGCAGACGUGUCAAACAUCAAUCGUCUUCUGCUGUCGAUAAAGCCGCCGCACUGCAUCACCAGACUGCCACGAAGCAUCACAGACCGCGUUCACUGGAAGGCGUCAGAGCUAAGAAAUUGGCUGCUGUAUUACAGCCUUCCGUGUACAGCUGGCACACUCCCCAGAGAAUAUUGGAGUCAUCUUGCAAAACUGUCAGAAGCUGUUCAUAUCCUUCUAGGGCAGGAGAUAACCGAGCAAGACAUCUCACAUGCAGAUGAACUUCUGCGCAGCUUCGUUUACCACUGCAUUGGUCUAUAUGGAGAGUCCUUUAUGACGUUCAAUGUCCAUGCCCUGCUGCACCUCGCUGAGUCAGUGAGAUAUCUUGGACCUCUCUGGGCCCACUCCGCGUUUGUUUUUUAGGGAGGAAAUGGCAGGCUGGUGAACUUGGUGUCCGCUGCAAAGGGUGCUCCUCAUCAGAUAACCGAGAGAGUUAUCAUGAACCAAGAGCUCGAAAUUGCUUUGGCAACAGGCGACUUGCCUCUAGAAGAGAAGAUGUUCUGCGAGAGACUUCUCGGGCACUCGCACAUCCACAAUGCCUUCGAUGAUGGGAAUGUGUGCAUGCUGGGAAACGGCCACACAGGGCGACUAAGUUUUGCUCACUUAGAAGCACUAGAAGGCUUCCUUGGCUGCCAACCACAGAGCAUCACGGAAUAUGACAGGUUCAUUUUUGACAGCCAAGUCUUCCAUAGCAGUAGCUACACCAGGCCAUCCAAAAGCGACUGUACCGUGUUUGUAUCUCAUGGUGGUGAGUACUACAAAAUUGAGAAAGUGCUCAAAGUCCAUACUGAAGCUGGUUUGAAAUGCCUGCUCAUCUGCAGAAGCAUUGUUGUGUGUGCGCCUUCACGUUCAUUUCCACCACAUAUAAAAGAGUGCUUUGUAUCUCAACGUGCAGAACUGCAUAUCGUAGGACCUGAGGCUAUCAGAGACAGUUGUGUGUUUAUCUCAUUUAUGGGUGGCCGUUCUUACAUUUGCGACCUCCCAAACAAAAUUGAACGAGAUUGAAUGUUUACAUUAGCAUGUGCUCUUCUGCAACAGAAGCGUCGAAAAGUGGCAUGUCUUUCUGCUUUUGUUUCUUGUAUUUCUUGUUUAUGUUACCAUACUGACGCGACUGAUUGUGACGCAAUGGACAAGAAAUCUGUUUCUUACAGCUGCGCUAUGUUUAGAGUAUCAUGCUUCCCAAUACUGUUGACACAGAGAGACAAAUGACGAAACACACAGAAACCACUGUUUGUCUCUGUGUUCCUGCAUGUAUUUUAGCACUAUUAAUAAUACGAGAUAUAU